This is a messenger RNA of Sarcophilus harrisii (Tasmanian devil), 1032 nucleotides long. Its product is annotated as trace amine-associated receptor 3. The record is from RefSeq and is a predicted model, not a curated record. The coding region runs from base 1 to 1032 and encodes 343 amino acids. NCBI's taxonomy places the organism in Eukaryota, Metazoa, Chordata, Mammalia, Dasyuromorphia, Dasyuridae. The transcript has a single exon. Gene Ontology annotation, molecular function: trace-amine receptor activity. Gene Ontology annotation, cellular component: membrane. Gene Ontology annotation, biological process: G protein-coupled receptor signaling pathway.
AUGGAUAUUACUUACAUUCCUUCUGACUUAUCCAGUUGUGCAAAAUUUGGGAAUAAAUCCUGCCCACCUACCUCCAGACCACUUUCCACUCGAAUCAUAAUGUAUUCAUUCAUGACAGGAGCCAUGUUUAUCACUAUCUUUGGAAACCUUGUUAUAAUGAUUUCCAUAUCUCAUUUCAAACAGCUUCAUUCCCCUACCAACUUCCUGAUUCUCUCCAUGGCAACUACUGACUUUCUGCUGGGAUUUGUCAUUAUGCCUUACAGCAUGGUCAGAUCAGUAGAAAGCUGUUGGUAUUUUGGAGAUGGUUUUUGUAAAUUCCAUGCAAGCUUUGACAUGAUGCUGAGCCUUACUUCCAUUUUCCAUCUCUGUUCUAUUGCAAUUGAUAGGUUUUAUGCUGUCUGCUACCCUUUGCACUAUACCACCAAGAUGACCAUAUCCACAAUAAAGAGACUGCUGGCUUUUUGCUGGUCAGCACCAGCCAUCUUCUCCUUUGGUUUGGUCUUGUCAGAAGCCAACGUCUCAGGCAUGGAGACCUAUGAGAUUCUUGUUGCUUGCUUCAAAUUCUGUGCUCUCACUUUCAACAAGUUCUGGGGAACCAUACUCUUUACUACCUGUUUCUUUACUCCUGGCUCCAUUAUGAUUGGUAUCUAUGGGAAAAUUUUCAUAGUUUCCAAACGACAUGCUAGAGUAAUUAGCAACAUGCCAAAAAAUACAAAAGAAGAUAGUAGAAGAAAUAUCUCUAAGAAAAAAGACAGGAAGGCAGCCAAAACUCUGGGCAUUGUAAUGGGGGUGUUUCUAGCUUGCUGGUUGCCUUGUUUCAUUGCUGUUUUGGUUGACCCAUAUUUAGGCUAUUCUACUCCUAUGGUAGUGCUAGAUCUUUUAGUGUGGCUUGGGUAUUUCAAUUCUACUUGCAAUCCAUUAAUUCAUGGCUUUUUUUACCCUUGGUUUAGAAAUGCACUUAAGUACAUUUUGUCAGGAAAAAUCUUUAGUUCACACUCAGGUACAGCAAAUCUGUUCCCUGAAGCCCAUUAA